Molecule: messenger RNA, 2218 nt
Organism: Hyaloscypha bicolor E
Lineage: Eukaryota; Fungi; Ascomycota; Leotiomycetes; Helotiales; Hyaloscyphaceae
Product: HET-domain-containing protein
Exons: 2
Coding region: 185-1750 (521 amino acids)
Molecular function (GO): ADP binding
Source: RefSeq, a predicted model, not a curated record
GCGUUGAUAAGCCUCAUUUACCAAACCCGUGAAGAGAAAUAAAGUGUUUUUGGCUGCCGUUCUCAUUACCGGUCUAUGAGAUACUGCUUUAUAUGAGCUGACAGAGCAUUUACACCCACAGACACCGCAGUCGAAUCGCUAGGAAGCAUUUGUACACGGAUUCUCAUGAUACCUACUUGAUACGAUGCGUCUCUUGGAAACCCUACCGAAUGGCGACUUCCGCCUGACUAAACAGUCCCUCGACAAUGCGAUCCCUCCAUAUGCCAUUCUCUCUCACACAUGGGGAGAUGCAAGCCAAGAGGUCACCUUCGAAGAUAUGGACCAUGGUUCAGGCAAAAACAAAGCAGGAUAUCAAAAGAUCAGAUUCUGCAGCGAACAAGCCUCUCGGGACGGUUUACAGUACUUCUGGAUAGACAGCUGUUGUAUCAAGAAGUCGAGUGAUUCUGAGCUUUCGGAAUCCAUAAACUCAAUGUUUCGAUGGUACCAGCGUGCCGAAAAGUGCUACGUGUACCUGGCUGAUGUCUCAACAACCAAGCGAAAAAGAGGAACCGAGGACGUGCAAGAUACAUGGGAGCAGGCGUUUCGAGAAAGCCGAUGGUUCACGAGAGGCUGGACGCUCCAAGAGCUGGUCGCUCCAGUUUCAGUUCAGUUCUUCUCUCUAGAAGGCGAACCACUUGGUGACAAGAGACUGUUGGAAAAAGAACUCCAUGAAGUAACGGAUAUUGACGUUCGAGCUCUUCAAGGCGAUCCCCUACCGAAUUUCACCGUUCCUGAUCGGAUGUCUUGGGCAAAGAAACGCCAGACUACACGUCAAGAAGACAAAGCAUACUCCUUGCUUGGCAUUUUUGGCGUCCACAUGCCUCCGAUCUAUGGCGAAGGAGAAGAAAACUCAUUCAGAAGACUCCGAGAAGCCAUCAGAACAGCGAGUAAUGAUCUGCCGUCGAAUGCUUCACCCCUAGACAAUGUGCCUCGGCGAGAAGUCGCUCACUUCGUUCCUCGUGUGGAAGAACAGAAGGUGCUGAACGGCUGGCUUCAGAGCAGAACGCCGUCGCAGAUGAUUGUCUUGCAGGGUAUGGGUGGCUCGGGCAAGACACAGCUGGCACUUCAAUGUUGCCAAAUAGCCAGAGAGUCUGGCUUCAUAGCUACGUUUUGGAUAAACGCCUCGUCACCGGUCACCGUGGCACAGAGCUAUCGAUCCAUGUCACGCAUCAUUUCCCCUGGAAUCGAUGUUGGAAAUGAUGAAGGCGAGGCAAUUUCUCUGGUCCAGAUUCAGAUGAAGAAAUGGACUGGCAGGUGGCUACUUGUUUUCGACAACUAUAACAAUCCAAACUCCUUCCAACAGCGGCCUAUUAGAGAUUACAUUCCUGGCCAAGGUGGACAUGUGAUCUUUACUAGUCGACACAAAGAUUCAUCUCGCCUGGGCCUUACAAUGGACCUCUCUAGAAUGACUGAAGAUGAAGGCAUUAGAUUGCUAUUACACUUCAUCCCCGGUUCCAAGAACUCCGAGGCUAGCGAGGUUGUUGCCCUGCUUGGUUACUUAGCUUUAGCAAUUGAUCAAGCUGGAGCAUAUAUUCAUUCUCGCCUCCUUUCCCUCAGCCAGUUUGUCUCACACUACAAGAAGCGGAAGAUGAGAGUCCUCGAAGAGAUCCCGGACGAGUGGGAGUAUCAUGAUCUACAGGAUCCGGACCAUAUGCGACGUCUUAGUGUUUUCACCACCUGGGAUAUUGUUGAAUUGGUACUAGCUUACUAGUCCUUCCAGUACCAGGUUCAACUACUAAUAUUAGCUUCGCCACUCUCAUUUAUAAUGGUUUACUAUGGAAGCCUAUGGAAUAGCUCACUAUGGAAGCUCAGGGAACGCUCACUAAUAUAUAUGAGUCAUCUGAUUUAUAAUAUACUGGAGGAAAUCGCCACCCACUAGUGGGUAUAUAAGAACUGUACUUUAGAUUCCCUCCUCUCCUUUUUUACUCUUCACUCUCUUGUAUCUAGUCAUUCUGCAGACUGUCAACCUCCAAUAUAUCGAUUUAUCACCAAUAUAUCGAUCACUUUCCAAUAGAUAUGUCUUUGGACCUGAUUAAGGGGAACGAAGAAGAGAAAAGCCAGAAACUCCAAUUUCUUACUCUGGCUUCAUUUAUGGAUCCAUAUCAAAUAUCAGAAGUUUACUUUCGGUCGUACAGCGCCGGCAACGACGUUACCUGGAUGGAAUUUUUAAAGACUGGCG